Molecule: messenger RNA, 3286 nt
Organism: Gavialis gangeticus (Gharial)
Lineage: Eukaryota; Metazoa; Chordata; Crocodylia; Gavialidae
Gene: SELENOO
Product: selenoprotein O
Exons: 9
Source: RefSeq, a predicted model, not a curated record
GCGCUGUGCUUCAGCGGCAACUGCCUGCCGCCCGGCGCCGAGCCCGCCGCGCACUGCUACUGCGGCCACCAGUUCGGCAGCUUCGCGGGGCAGCUGGGCGACGGCGCCGCCAUGUACCUGGGCGAGGUGCUGGGCCCGGCCGGGCGGCGCUGGGAGGUGCAGCUCAAGGGCGCCGGCCUCACGCCCUUCUCUCGGCAGGCUGAUGGUCGUAAGGUCCUGCGGUCAAGUAUAAGAGAAUUCCUGUGCAGUGAGGCUAUGUUUCACCUUGGAAUACCCACAACAAGGGCUGGAACAUGUGUAACAUCUGACUCUAAAGUUAUUCGGGAUGUAUUCUAUGAUGGAAAUCCAAAACAUGAAAGAUGCACAGUUGUCCUGAGAAUAGCUUCCACUUUUAUAAGGUUUGGAUCAUUUGAGAUUUUUAAACCUAUGGAUGAACAUACAGGACGGAAGGGUCCCAGUGUCAACCGAAAUGAUAUUCGAAUACAGAUGCUUAACUAUGUGAUCAGUACUUUCUAUCCAGAAAUCCAGCAGGCUUAUCCUGACAACACUAUUCAGAGGAAUGCUGCUUUCUUCAGAGAGAUAACAAAGCGGACAGCAAGGUUGGUUGCUGAAUGGCAGUGUGUUGGAUUUUGCCAUGGUGUUCUGAAUACAGAUAACAUGAGCAUCGUAGGACUUACUAUUGACUAUGGCCCUUUUGGGUUUAUGGACAGAUAUGACCCUGAGCACAUUUGCAAUGGUUCUGAUAAUACAGGACGCUAUGCUUAUAACAAGCAGCCAGAAAUUUGCAAAUGGAAUCUAGGGAAGCUUGCUGAAGCUUUAGUCCCUGAAUUGCCCUUGGAGAUCAGCGAACUCAUUCUGGAAGAGGAGUACAAUGUAGAAUUUGAGAAACAUUAUUUGCAGAAGAUGAGAAAGAAGCUAGGACUCAUUCAGCUGGAAUUAGAAGAAGAUAAUAAAUUGGUAUCUGAACUCCUAGAAACUAUGCAUCUCACAGGUGGAGACUUCACAAACAUUUUCCGGUUGCUGAGUUCUUUCUCAGUAGAUGUGGAUUUUCUUAAAUUUGAGGAAUUUCUAGAAAAAAUUACCAAUCAGUGUGCUUCCAUGGAAGAAUUGAAAGUUGCUUUCAAGCCCCAGAUGGAUCCAAGACAACUUUCCAUGAUGCUGAUGUUAGCUCAGUCUAAUCCUCAACUGUUUGCUUUAAUUGGAACAAAAGCUAAUAUAAAUGAAGAAUUAGAACGCAUAGAGCAAUAUUCUAAAUUGCAGCAGUUAACAGCAGCUGACCUACUCAGCAGAAAUAAUAGACAUUGGACAGAAUGGUUGGAGAAAUACAGAGCCCGCUUAGAAAAAGAAAUAGAAAAUGUUAGUGCUAUUGAUACCUGGAAUGCUGAACAUGUGAAAGUUAUGAAUUCAAACAAUCCAAAAUAUAUUUUGAGAAACUACAUUGCUCAAAAUGCCAUAGAAGCAGCUGAAAAUGGUGACUUCACAGAGGUAAGAAGGGUGUUGAAGCUGUUGGAGGAUCCAUUCCAAGAGACAGAAAGUUUCAGUGAGGUACAGGAAGAGCCAGAAGAGGAAGAAAUAGUUGCUGCAGCUGCUGCUUGUGCUGAAGCGACCAGAAGCAAACCUCCAUAUUGCAGUAAACCUCCCAUCUGGGCUUCAGAACUUUGUGUCACGUGAUCUUCAUAAUCGCCUUGUUUUUGCUUUCACUGCAGAUGGAAGAUUUUGAUCUAUCUUCAGCAGUGGGGGAUCAGCAAGGCAAAGGCAAAGUACUAUUAAGUCAGUGAAACAGUUCAUUUGGAUGUGCCUGCAACUACAUUUUAGCAGUGCUUAUUUUGAAGCAAUCAUGGAUCAUAGGUUUAAUAGAUGAAAGACAAUCAGCAUCCAUAUACACCAUUUGCUUCAUGAAUGACUUUCCUUUUCCUCACCAUAUUACAAGUAGAAAGUGGUAUUUCAUGUUUGGGUGCGCACAGUUUUGAACGUCCAAAUUCAACUGUUUUUAUGUGAAGACAAAAAUAACAAGUCAGAAGUCUGAUCUAUUUUUGUCUGAUUUUGACCUAAUAGUACUUCCAAAAUGUGUUUAAUGCUUUUACUAUGCAGGGAAGUUUGAUCCUCUGUAAUGGAGGAAUAGGCUUGUUACUGCUUAUUUGAAGCUAUGUUUCAUUUAAUUGACUAGUUCAUUUUUUGUGAACCUUUUGAUUGAUGAUGAUUUUUUUUGAAUAUUUGUGCAGGUUAGAGUGUAGGGGAAGGAACCAGAGGGUCAUUUAUUAUAAAAUGCAAUAUGAAGAGCAGAAUCAGGGGAAACUAAAUGCAUUGCAUUUGAAAAUCUUGGCAGAAAACAUUAUGCAACUUCUGUAUGUUUGUGUAUGAUAUACACAUCUAAAUAGUUUUUUAAAAACAUUGGAUUGCAACUUGUAAGCCAAUUGACUUAAACAGGCCAUUUAACCAAAUUAGUUUGUUCCCUGUAAAGUACCCAAUAGAGGUUCAUUAUCUGCUUAUGCAGUUGACAUGAUUUCUUCUGACAUUAAAGUGGCGGAUAUGGGCUUAUUCAUUCUUCAUUAUUCAGCAAGAUUCUUGUAUUUCUACUUUUCCAAUGUAGUCUUCCACCCAUCACAUAUGGUCCCUACAAAUGUUAAACAUGGAAGUUGCCUUUCUAGUGUUGCUGAAGCGUGGUGCUUUCUGGGCAUACACAAAGGAUUCCCCCUCCCCUCUUGCUAAUGUUAUGCAAUUUAGGUUCUGUUUUAAUAUUUUUAUUUAUAUCAAGUGAACAGCAUUUAACUCUGAGCUUUUCCUACUGAACUACCAGCCUGCAAUGUAAAGCUGUUCCUUCUUAAUACAGAGCAUUAAGGGACCUGAUGAAGUAGGUGUUUCUGACUAAGCAUAAACCUAAUAGCAAAAAUGUGUUUUAGACAUUAAAACAGUUUUGGGCACCGUUAAUAUCCUAAAUUUAGUUUUUAGUCCAAAGCGUAGUAGUUGAAAUUAUUAUUUUUAAAGUAAUAUUUAAGUGGCGAUUUAUUUAGAACUUAAUGUACACACAUAAUUAUGCAAAUACUAGUGGAAAAUAAAGCAAAGCAAAUUUUAAAUAAAUAUAAGUGUUUGGUGGGGAGAAAGGGGAAGGAGUGAUGGCAAGGAUAAGAAACAAACAUCCUUAAUAAUUUUCACUUAAAAUUUUUAGCCAGCUCAUUGCUUGGAGAGUUCUCAAUCUGAACCUUAUCAUAGUAAGAUUUUUCCAUCUUGUUACAAAAAGAGAAGGCUUCCCAUACCAGUAAGUAGAAGAAUGCUGAAAAUGUACAUA